AUGUCCCGGAUUCGCUUCCUCUGGCUUGUCGCUGCUAGAGCGCCCCUGCUUGAUAUCUAUCGCUUCAACACGGUGUCCACCUAUACCACGUUUGACCAGGAUCGCGAUGUUCCUUCCAGUGCGGCUUCGAAACGUGAUGACGACGUGGGUGCAGAUGGGUAUGGGAAUGCAGCAGUCCCCAACUAUGUCCAAGUUGCGACAUCUCAGGUGCGAGAGGUUGUACCGAACGCAAGUUUUCGCGUCGUAGACGACUACUAUGUUGGCACCAACAAUGUGGGCCAUGUGCACUUCCAGCAGGUCAUUGAUGGAAUCGACGUGGACACUGCUGACUUCAAAAUCAACAUUCUGGAAAAUGGCACUGUGCUAUCCUUCGGCCAUUCCUUCCACAUGGAUUCCCUUACCCCGUUACAAAUUGUGAGGAGGGCUGAGAGCACCAUAACUCCCCUGGCCGCCUUCGAGAGCGCCGUGAAGCUUCUUGAUCUCAUCGCCGAGGUGGAGGGCCCCGGCGAGAGCUACACUAUCAAGCAAGUCGAGGGCUUUGUGGCGAGUCCAACAGCGAAGCUGGUUUACGUGACCAGAGACUCUGAGGUCGACCUUGCUUGGAGAAUAGAGACAGACAUCGGAUCGAACUGGCUCAUUUCCUACGUUGACGCUGCUUCUGGCAACGAGAUCGCAGGAGUCAUUGACUACACAAACACGGCGAGUUGCGAGGCUUUCCCAUGGGGUACAAUGAACCCAUAUGAAGGCUCUUGGCAGCUUAUUGCCAACCCGGAAGACGCGCCAUCAUCGCCAUUUGGCUGGCAUUCAGAUGGCACCCAGAAUUACACAACCCUGCGCGGAAACAAUGCAUUUGUUACUGUUGGAGGGGCAACUACCAACAAGGCAGUUGCAACUUCUCCCUCGCUUGUCUUCUCGUACCCGUACUCCCCUGCUACUGCCAACUGGCAAACAUAUGUCAACGCGUCAGCAACCCAGGCUUUCUACACCAUCAACAAGUUUCACGACAUCCUUUACGCCCUGGGCUUCGACGAGGACGCGGGAAACUUCCAGGUCUCCAACAACGGCAAUGGUGGACGAGCCGGUGACCCCGUAGAAAUCAUAGUCCACAGCAGCGGUGGAUCCGCCAUGAUCUCGACGCCGGCCGACGGCAGCAGUCCACGGUUGUCCAUGGGCGCCUGGACGAGUGGCGAAACGCCGCUUCGAGACUCCGCUUUCGAUUCGACGGUGCUACUACAUGAGUACAUGCACGCCGUGACGGUGCGCCUGGUCGGCGGGCCAGCCACCUCCGGCUGCCUCAGUGGAAAUGACGGGCUCUCCCUGAACGAGGACUACUCCGACUUUGUGCCGACGCUCCUGCGGGUCAAGGCUGGCGAUACACGAAGCACGGAUUACACCAUUGCAGACUGGGCCACGGGCGAGGCCAUCGGGCUUAGGUCUCACUACAUCUCGACCAGUCUGGAGACCACGUCUCUGACCUACGAAUCACUCAACGCCCUGGCCUCCAGCGGUGGUUUCGGCCUGGCCACCGUGUGGGCGACGGCCCUGUACGAGGUCUUCUGGAACCUUGUCGACACAUACGGCAUCGGCGAGAUGGACAAGGUGACGCUGGGUGCGGGCGGGAUUCCACAAAGAGCUCGUUACUUGCUGCUCAAAUUGAUCUUGGGCAGUGAUGCCCUGGUACCCUGCUCCCCGAAUCAUUUGCAGACGAGGGACGCGAUACUCCAGGCCGAUCGUGUUCUAACUGGUGGCACGAAUCAGUGCGCCAUUUGGAAGGGCUUCGCAAAGAGAGGUUUUGGACAAGACGCCGUCAGAGGGUCCGGAUAG
Diaporthe citri is the source of this 1824-nucleotide messenger RNA. RefSeq lists its product as uncharacterized. Gene Ontology annotation, molecular function: metalloendopeptidase activity; zinc ion binding. The transcript is spliced from 5 exons. Lineage: Eukaryota; Fungi; Ascomycota; Sordariomycetes; Diaporthales; Diaporthaceae. The record is from RefSeq and is a predicted model, not a curated record. The coding region runs from base 1 to 1824 and encodes 607 amino acids.